AGUGUGCACGUGCAACGGUCCGCGGCAGUAUCACAAUCACCUCUCUCGCGUAAUAUUUCCGACUACUGUACAUUUUGUAAAUUAUUACAAGUUUCCAAAACGAAGCAAGUGUUUUUUAAACAUAAAUAGGGGAAGGUCUCUUUUCGGUACCGAUGUUUAAGAUCAAUAGCCUACGUUAAUUAUCAGGGUCAUUGUGUAGCCUAACUAUCAUGGGAACGUAAACAAUUUGUAAAAUUUUCGGCCGAUUUCCAUUUUAUCCAUAAAAACAAAUUUCCCCCAAAACACGAUUUUUUAUUUGGAGAUGAUUUACUUCCGGAACUAUCCGGGUUGCUCCUGUGCGUGUACUGACUAGACUUGCUCGAUGAUGGAAGUUACCCUCUCGGCACCCUUGGACUUCAGUGUCGCCGUCAAGAGCGCCCCCCGGCUCGAAGUCAAGAUGCCCGGAGUUGCGCCUAGCUCUGAUGCCAGCAGCGCUUUCCGCGUUGUCACCCCCAAAGGAAAACAAGGUUUACGAAGUCCGGAGCUGUCAACCUCCGGAGGCAGUUUCUCACCCCCGACCUCGGCCGGCGACCUCGGACCCUACUGCAGCAGACUGUGGACCUCCUCUCCCCAGGCAAGAGGGGAGUUUCUUCCCCUUAUGCCUCGCUAUCAACCGAUCCAUUCCUCGCCGCCGACAGCCAACCCUGACGCUAUCAAGUUUGGAGUGGACAGAUUAAUGGAAAAGUCUGAAGACGAGGAAGAAGAUGAGGACACUUCCAACAACAACAAUCAUCAGAUGAAGAACAUCAAUGGGGUGAGGAGUGAUGUUACCACCAUGACAGACGGUGACGCCGGGUCUCCCAGAAGGGUGGAGUCCUGGCGAGUCUCAAGGUCGAGGUCAAGAUCGAGGUCGAGAUCGAGAUCAAGAUCGACGUCACCAGAACUGGAGGUGGACAGUCCGCCGAGAACUCCCCCAUUGGAGGUCACGAUGCGGACAACUUCUCCCGUCAUCAAGUCCAAGAAAGCCGAAGCCUUCAGUGUCAGUGCCCUACUGAGGCCGGAUUUUCCUCGGAUCAGGAAAGAUCCAGGAAACUAUCCUCCUUUCUCAGAAACAAUUUCCGUGACUAGGUCUUUUUUCUAUCCUGGGUUACCUUUCUCCGACAUCCUUCUGAAGGACAAGGAGCCGAUCAACUCAGGACUUCUUCCCCGACAUUUUCUGUCUCCACCUGGAUUUCCGCUGGCUCCUGGUCUGUAUGGAACACCUAAGGACGGUGAUGUAGAUGCUAACAAGAACCUCUUAACCGGAUCUCUGUACCUCAGCCUCGGCGCUGUCCAUGCGGCUGCAGCUGCAGCCAUGGCGAACUCCUCUGUACCUCAAGGUGCUCCAGGAAGCGGGACCAUGUUCUCCGGGAUACCUCCGCACCCGCCCUCCCCCGAGGAUCUGUUCCGACUGAGACAUCAACUGCUGACCUCCAGCGGCCAGGACCCUCACCACCACCACCUGCUGAUGCGAGGAGGUGACGUGUACAGCUGUGUCAAGUGCGACAAGAUGUUUCCCACUCCUCACGGACUGGAGGUCCACUCCCGGCGUUCUCACAACGGCAAGCGACCGUUCGCCUGCGAGCUCUGCAACAAGACCUUCGGGGCCGAAGUCAGCCUCAGUCAGCAUAGGUGGUUGUGUUGUCGCAGGUCAGUUCACAACGUGGAGAAGGUGUUCGAAUGCAAGCAGUGCGGCAAGACGUUCAAGAGGUCGUCCACUCUGUCCACCCACCUGCUGAUCCACUCGGACACUAGGCCAUACCCUUGCCAGUUCUGCGGCAAACGUUUCCACCAGAAGUCCGACAUGAAGAAACACACAUAUAUACACACUGGAGAAAAGCCUCACAAGUGCCAAGUGUGUGGGAAGGCCUUCAGCCAGUCCUCCAACCUCAUCACGCACAGCAGAAAACAUACGGGAUUCAAACCCUUCGCCUGCGACCUUUGCGGCCGAGCUUUCCAGAGGAAGGUGGAUCUGAGGAGACACAAAGAGACCCAACACACAGAGAUGAGACCCGCAAUAGACCCUGCCAGACCCUCGCUGAACCCCCAAGAUCCUCAACAGUGCAGAUAUUUGUCUGAGUGCCCACCCGCAUAGAACCCGGCCCCACGGCAGGGUCUGAACCCCAUCAGACCGUUGCUGGACCAUGGUAGAUCCUCGUUAAAUCCUCAAGACCCUCGGCAGUGCAGUUUUUACUCCGAAUAUCCGUCUGGAUAGGCCUUGAUCUGAACUCAAUGAGCAUUGACUUUUCGGACUUUCCGCUGAUGAUCUUUUGAUCCAGAAUCUUAACGAUGCAUACAUGAACCAUUACAAAUGACUGACCUAGAUUGACAGACAUAGCUUUACUGAAGCUCAGAACCAUGAGAUCGUUGUUAGACAGUCAUGUUGUCUUUAUUAUUAUUCUGGUAAGACGCUAAAGACAAUGGAGUAUUUAAGUUUGUAAACUUCAAUUCAGAACGUGAAGUAGAAUAUAAGUACAUCGUCAUAUUCAUCAUAGUUUGUUAAACUAGGUUUAUAUCCUACAAACCUAUCUGUGAAAUCCACUUUUGUAAAUAUCCACAUGAGUUGCACCACCUAUUAUAACUGUAUAUAUUUGUUUAUCAAUGUAAACCAUACCAAAGACGUACUCAUUUAGCAUUUAACAAUGUAAAUAUGUAAUAACAAGAUUGCAAUGUACAAUAUAUUAUUUAUUACCUGAUAGUUAGUUAAUUGUUACUUUAUAUUUUAUAUAAAUUUAUGGUAGGCUGUAUAAAUGGAAAUAACUUCCUGGUAAAUAUGGUUCCAGAGGUCGUCCUUCUCUAAAAAUAUCAUAAACAAUAAAUUAAAUAAAUACGAUUGUAAAUAUUUAGAAACACGACAUUAUUUAUUAAUAUUAAAUAAAUAAACAAUACAUCACACUGACAUUGCAUAAAUACCGGCUUGUAAUUCAGAAUCAAAGUGUGUUUCGGCAACAUUACAGUAUUAUUUAUCAUUAUUCAACAAACAUUAUAUUAUUAUGUUGAAAAAAUAUAAAUGGACUAAAAGUAGUUAACUGUAAGAUAAAACACUUGCCGUUUAAUGUUUUAGUUAAAUAUAUUUCGAGAAACAUAAAUGUUUGCUGGAAAUUGAGGGAACGUAAUAAGUAUUAAUUUACCCAUUUUUUGGUGAAAAUGAAACAUGAAUCGAGACUCAGAUAUAGCAUUAAAGUUAUACAAACUAUUUACGUAAUAUAUUAAAUUUAUUUCAGUGUUUUAACAGUAAUAAAUUAAAAUUAAAUAAUAACAAUUAAUUAAUAGCAGAUUUAAAACAGAGUUAAGGUUUUUAUACUGACUUAAAAACAUCUUUUCGUUGCGCACCAAUAAAUUAUUACGGUUCCAUCCAGGACCACUAAUGCAGGUAUCGAGGUUGGUAACCCUACCUAUGCAGAUCAUGAAAGGGAAGAUCUUGAUUAAUAGGAGUGUCGCAAGGCAUCAAUUAAUGAGACGGGGGUUUUAAUCGUAAGAUCGCACUCGAAGACACAGCUAAUCCAAUUGCCACCCCUUGAGACCCCCCUCCUCCGCCUUCCAUCGUGACGCCAUAUUCUCGGAAAAGCCCAGCUCGAGUUUCCGAACCACUUUCGGUCCUGGAUUCUCCCGGAAUACUAAUACAAACCAAAGUGAAGAUUUAUAAGACUCGAGUUACAUCUUAGUUUUUCCCUUGUCACUCUGGCCUCUUGGAUUUCCUGAUAAACCGAUAUCAUCCCUCCCCCUCCUUCUCCUCGCAGUAUAUUCACAUUAUCUCUGAUCUCUUCUCGACUACCUCUCCUCCAACAUCACCCGUGGAAAACUCAACUCACGUAUUUUAUCAGCUUAGUCUGAUACAUAACGCAGAUAUAUUUCGAUGAUUAUUUUUAUAAACAACACAAAGAUCCCGUCCUUACAAUUUCUUGCGAAGUUUCAAAUUCAAAUUCUUUUAUUUUCAUAUGAUUACAGAAAUAUCGAAACAGAUAAAUUCGUCAUUAAUGAACUUAAAAUUUAAAUAAAUUAUUUAAAAUCAUAUAAUAUGAUUCUUAUAACCAAUUGUACUAGUUAUUAUGUUUAAUUAUGCUAUUUUCAUAGUAAUUUAAAUCAUAAACAAACUAACGUAAAUUAAUUAAAUUAUAUGUGUAGGUCCUGAUAAUUUAUUUUUUACGUAUUUAAUAGAUGAUACAAUUUGAUAGACAGUGUAGUAAUUGUGCUUACUUCCUAAUAAUGGGUUAGGCCUCCUAUUCCUUUUAUCCUGCUAUUAUAGUUCAUAGCAAAACUUUAAACUUUUCUGUUAUGGUAUAUCGACUAAUAUAAAUUUGAAAAGGGCCAAAACCAAGUCGAAAUUGUAAUUAUUCCAAAUUUUACACUAUGAAAAAUCAAAUAUUAUUAUAAAUAUAUUAAUAAAACUCUCAAAAACAAAAAUUUUCAAUCUUCUGUAAACCUUUCGUAAAGUUUGCAGAAGUUAUUUCGUUAAUAAUGUUUUAUAAAGCAAGAUUAAUGUUACUAUAAUUAAUGAAUGUAUGAUAUAAUACUAAAAUAAUAUUGUAUGUGUUUGUAUUUAGAUUUCAAAAAAAGUAUUUAUCAGUUGAGCAAGUAGCAAAAAUGUCUUAAUAUAAACUUAAAAUACGCUGUCUGAAAUGUUUUCAUUGAAAUUGUCAUGUUUACAGCACUAAUAAUUGCUGUUAAAUUGGAAACAUAUACGUCAAUUUAACUUUAAACUUAAUUUGUUCUCAUAAUUGACAGAUUCAGAAGUAAACGGAUAACAGUGAUGUCACUUAGUUUAAGUUUCUAAUUAUUACUUCGUGGUUUAUAGAAAAUUCUGUUAAAAUUAUACAAGAAAUCAAUUUCAUUCCUUGUGGGACAUGAAUUCAUGUUAAUUAUUUAUUGUUAUAUUAUAUUUUGUACAUUUAAUUGCUUAUCAAUAAUGGACCAAAUUCUACAUAUAAAUAAAUUUGAUAACUGCACUAGUAUAAACAUGGCGCAUGCAUUGAGGUAGUAGAUAUUACAAUUAAGUAUACUGUUUUGCUUUUUAGCUGCUAAUAAAACAUGCCACUCUCUAUGUACAAAACUGUUGCACUAGCAUGUACAGAACAGUAACCUGUUAUUAAGUCCGUGUAACAUAUUUAGUGUAGGUUGUUACUGAUGUACAAACUCAAACCUCCAUAUUCUGGUCAUUCCAAUGUACAAACUUAUGCCCGUCGUGUACCGUAAUGUAUGUACUGUAUUUGUAUGUCUCGAUGUAUCUUCUGUGUAGAUCGCUGUACAUAUCUACGUCCUUUGUAUUAUUUGCUCUAAAAUCUUCUUUAUUGUUAAUAAAACUUUGUUGAAAACUAU
This is a messenger RNA of Homalodisca vitripennis (glassy-winged sharpshooter), 5334 nucleotides long. RefSeq names its product zinc finger protein Gfi-1b (gene sens-2). NCBI's taxonomy places the organism in Eukaryota, Metazoa, Arthropoda, Insecta, Hemiptera, Cicadellidae. Bases 362 to 2113 code for a protein of 583 amino acids. The transcript has 6 exons. Gene Ontology annotation, molecular function: DNA-binding transcription factor activity; RNA polymerase II cis-regulatory region sequence-specific DNA binding. Gene Ontology annotation, biological process: regulation of transcription by RNA polymerase II. The record is from RefSeq and is a predicted model, not a curated record.